This is a messenger RNA of Peromyscus eremicus (cactus mouse), 2924 nucleotides long. RefSeq names its product amyloid beta precursor protein binding family B member 1 interacting protein (gene Apbb1ip). The transcript is spliced from 14 exons. The record is from RefSeq and is a predicted model, not a curated record. Gene Ontology annotation, biological process: signal transduction. Gene Ontology annotation, cellular component: cytosol; plasma membrane. Lineage: Eukaryota; Metazoa; Chordata; Mammalia; Rodentia; Cricetidae. The coding region runs from base 599 to 2596 and encodes 665 amino acids.
GUAUAGGCAGAGACAAAAAGAGUGAUACAAAGUUUAUUCAAAGGGCAUGAAGGGCCCUGAUCAGCAAGAACUGAGCCUUGAGAGGUGUGGAGGAGAAAUUCCUGAAGGAUUCUGAGGAUGCGCUGGGCACUGGAACUCUUCCACUCCGUUACGGUCAGCAGCGGAAAGUGUUUAAGCAGGGAAGUGACGAGUUCACAACUGUAUAUGAAGUCAGUGUCUAUGGUGUUGGUGAGAACAGGAAGUCAGGGUGACCAGGAGCUAGAGGAGCUGAGAGAUGAAGCGUUCAGCUCUGGCCAGGCAGGAGGAAUAAAGGAAAGGAGAAGCCCUCGGCAGGAAAAUCCAGAGCGUUUUCUGACUCAACGCGUGGGAAAACGGAAGAGGGAAGGACCAAACCAACUUCUAAAUCCAGACCGAUGAGUGACAAAUGGUCACUCAGAAAACGUGGGGUGUCGCUAGGCAGCGGGGAGGGUACAGAAGAAGAAACAGUGCGUGGGAGCAAGUUACAUGGAAAUACCUGUGGGACUUUGAAUUGACUUUUAUGGACAAGUAGGAUAAUGGCUGCCCAGAUUUGGUUCAAAAUCAUGGCUGGAUCUGCUAGAUGGGUGAAUCAAAUGAAGACAUAGACCAGAUGUUUAGCACUUUGCUGGGGGAAAUGGAUCUCUUGACCCAGAGUUUAGGAGUGGACACUCUUCCUCCUCCAGACCCCAAGCCACCCCGAGAAGAAUUUAACUACAGUGUGGGAUUUAAGGAUUUAAAUGAGUCCUUAAAUGCACUGGAGGACCAAGAUUUAGAUGCUCUCAUGGCAGAUUUGGUAGCAGAUAUAAGUGAAGCCGAGCAGAGAACCAUCCAGGCUCAGAAAGAGUCCUCUCAGAAUCAGCAUCACUCAGCACUUUCGGGGGCAUCAGACGGCCAGGGUGCAGCCUCGCUUGGUUAUGGAGCAAGUGCUGCUGCAGCUGGUAUUAGCCACUAUGAGGAUGCUCUACCACCUCCACCGGCAGAACCCAUGUUAGACCUCCCACCGCCCCCACCUCCUCCUGAACCUCUCUCUAAAGAAGAAGAAGAAGCCCUAGCAAAGGCUGAUAAAAUCAAAUUAGCACUGGAAAAACUGAAGGAAGCCAAGGUUAAGAAGCUCGUGGUUAAGGUGCAUAUGGACGAUAACAGCACCAAGUCGCUGAUGGUGGAUGAGCGACAAUUGGCUAGGGAUGUUCUGGACAACCUUUUUGAAAAAACCCAUUGUGACUGCAAUGUGGACUGGUGUCUUUAUGAAAUAUAUCCCGAAUUGCAAAUUGAGAGAAUAUUUGAAGACCAUGAAAACGUUGUUGAAGUCUUAUCAGACUGGACAAGAGACACAGAAAACAAAGUACUGUUUUUGCAGAAAGAGGAAAAAUAUGCUGUGUUUAAAAAUCCUCAGAAUUUCUACUUGGAUAACAAGGGGAAAAAAGAAAACAAGGAAACCAGUGAGAAAAUGAAUGCUAAAAACAAAGAGUCCUUACUUGAGGAAAGUUUCUGUGGCACAUCCAUCAUCGUACCAGAACUUGAAGGAGCUCUUUAUUUGAAAGAAGAUGGGAAGAAAUCUUGGAAACGGCGCUACUUUCUUCUGAGAGCUUCUGGAAUUUACUACGUUCCCAAAGGAAAGACAAAGACAUCCCGAGAUCUGGCGUGUUUUAUACAGUUUGAAAAUGUUAACAUUUACUAUGGGAUUCAGUAUAAAAUGAAAUACAAAGCACCCACUGACCACUGCUUCGUUCUAAAGCAUCCUCAAAUCCAGAAGGAAUCUCAGUAUAUCAAAUAUCUCUGCUGUGAUGAUGCAAGAACUCUCGGACAGUGGAUUAUGGGAAUAAGGAUCGCCAAGUAUGGGAAGACCCUCUAUGAUAACUAUCAGCGGGCUGUAGCAAGAGCUGGACUCGCCUCUCGGUGGACGAACCUGGGGACUGCUGGCGCAGCAAUGCCAGCGCAGGCUACCACAGGACUUAAAACAGGCACCAGCCAGCCCAAUGGUCAGAUUCCCCAAGCUGCACCUUCUGCUGGUGCUGCUGUUCUCCAAGAGGCCCGGACACAGGUUGACACAACUAAGGAGGAGAAGCAAGGCUUGGGCAACCACUACCCAGGAGCAACCAGGGAGAAUCAUCGCCUCAAGUCCAGCCUGCCACCGCCCCCUCCAGUAAGACGAUCUUCUGACACCUGUGGCAGCCCCGCCCUACCUCCCAAGUCCAAAGGCCCUGGCAGCUGCACCUUCCCCACCCAGCCUGAGGACUUCCUGCCACCACCGCCCCCGCCGCCACCCCUGGAGGAAGAUUGCAACAGCGAGCUACCUCCACCACCUCCGGCCUUCCUGGAGGAGCCACCGGACUUCGUGCCGCCUCCCCCACCGGCUGCGGCUGUGGAAGGCUCUGCAUUGCCACCACCGCCACCACCCCCGCCCUGCCUCUCCCAGGAGACAACCAAGUCAUCUCCAAUGCCCCCCAAAAGGCCCCCAGUGCCCCCCAAGAGGAACGAGAACCAAGGACUCCCCGGUGCAGCCGGGAGCGGCGGCGAGCAAGAUUUCAUGUCAGACCUCAUGAAAGCUUUGCAAAAGAAAAGAGGCAACGCGCCCUAGGGAGAUCUGCUAGUGUCUGGGAUCGUUUCUAAUUCCAUCCAUGUUUUGUACUCCAUUGUCGUGGCAUCUUGUCCAUUUUAGUAAAAUGUUUUCCGACUAGAGAGCAUGUGAAACUCUUCACUGCUGUAAAUACUGUGCUCAUCCAUUAAGGUAGCAGAGGGUUUCCGACUAACUACAUACAUCCGAGCACACACAUGUACAUCCUGUGUGUUUUCACCUGAGUCGAUUUCAUCUUGCAGCCCAGGCUCACUGAAAUGAUAUUCCAGGUCCAUUUUAUUGUAUUCAGAAGGCUCAAAUUUUUAAAAUUAAAGUUUGUCUGAAAAGAGUA